Messenger RNA from Marmota flaviventris (yellow-bellied marmot), 2139 nucleotides. It is a transcript of the gene Rapgefl1, whose product is annotated as Rap guanine nucleotide exchange factor like 1. The record is from RefSeq and is a predicted model, not a curated record. Gene Ontology annotation, molecular function: guanyl-nucleotide exchange factor activity. Lineage: Eukaryota; Metazoa; Chordata; Mammalia; Rodentia; Sciuridae. Gene Ontology annotation, cellular component: plasma membrane. Gene Ontology annotation, biological process: Ras protein signal transduction.
AUGAAGCCGCUGGAGAAAUUUUUGAAGAAGCAAACAUCGCAGCUGGCGGGACGGACGGUGGCGGGAGGUCCUGGCGGGGGUCCGGGGAGCUGCGGCGGGCCUGGAGGGGGUGGGGGACCUGGCGGGGGCGGCGGUCCAGCCGGGGGACCGCGGCCGCUGCAGCGGCGUCAGAGUGUGUCUCGCCUGCUGCUCCCAGCUUUCCUCCGGGAGCCCCCAGCCGAGCCAGGGCUGGAACCGCCCGCUGAGGAAGAAGGGGGAGAGCCCGCGGGGGUCGCAGAGGAGCCGGUCAGCGGGGGACCCUGUUGGCUACAGCUAGAGGAGGUGCCAGGGCCAGGGUCGCUCGGGGGCGGGGGACCCCUGCGCUCCCCUUCUUCGUACUCCUCAGAUGAACUGUCCCCAGGCGAGCCCCUCACUUCACCGCCCUGGGCGCCCCUGGGUGCUCCUGAGCUGCCGGAGCAUCUUCUGAACCGGGUUCUGGAACGGCUGGCUGGAGGGGCCACCAGGGACAGCGGCGCCUCAGAUAUCUUGCUUGAUGACAUCGUCCUUACCCACUCCCUCUUCCUCCCAACGGAGAAAUUUCUACAGGAACUACAUCAGUACUUUGUUCGGGCAGGGGUCCUGGAGGGCCCUGAGGGGCUAGGCCGGAAGCAGGCCUGUCUAGCCAUGCUACUCCAUUUCUUGGACACCUACCAAGGGCUGCUGCAGGAGGAAGAGGGGGCCGGCCACAUCAUCAAGGACCUCUACCUGCUGAUUAUGAAGGAUGAAUCCCUUUACCAAGACCUCCGAGAGGAAACACUGAGGCUGCACCAGCUUGUGGAGACAGUGGAGCUGAAGAUCCCAGAGGAGAGCCAGCCACCCAGCAAGCAGGUAAAGCCACUCUUCCGCCAUUUCCGUCGGAUAGAUUCCUGUCUCCAGACCCGAGUGGCUUUUCGGGGCUCAGAUGAGAUCUUCUGCCGAGUCUACAUGCCUGACCACUCUUACGUGACCAUACGUAGCCGUCUCUCAGCAUCUGUGCAGGACAUUCUGGGCUCUGUGACAGAGAAGCUGCAGUAUUCAGAGGAGCCCGCAGGGCGUGAGGAUUCCCUCAUUCUGGUAGCUGUGGCUUCCUCAGGAGAGAAGGUCCUUCUCCAGCCUACUGAGGACUGUGUUUUCACCACACUGGGCAUCAACAGCCACCUGUUUGCCUGUACUCGGGACAGUUAUGAGGCCCUGGUACCCCUCCCUGAAGAGAUCCAGGUCUCCCCUGGAGACACAGAGAUCCACCGAGUGGAGCCGGAGGACGUUGCCAACCACCUUACUGCCUUCCAUUGGGAGUUAUUCCGAUGUGUGCAUGAGCUGGAGUUCGUGGACUACGUGUUCCACGGGGAGCGCGGUCGCCGGGAGACCGCCAACUUGGAGCUGCUGCUGCAGCGGUGCAGCGAGGUCACGCACUGGGUGGCUACGGAGGUGCUGCUCUGUGAGGCCCCGGGCAAGCGCGCGCAGCUGCUCAAGAAGUUCAUCAAAAUCGCAGCCAUCUGCAAGCAGAACCAGGACCUGCUGUCCUUCUACGCUGUGGUCAUGGGGCUGGACAACGCCGCCGUGAGCCGCCUGCGGCUCACCUGGGAGAAGCUGCCAGGGAAAUUCAAGAACUUGUUCCGCAAAUUUGAGAACCUGACAGAUCCUUGCAGGAACCACAAAAGCUAUCGAGAAGUGAUCUCCAAAAUGAAGCCCCCUGUGAUUCCCUUCGUACCUCUGAUCCUCAAAGACCUGACAUUCCUACACGAGGGGAGUAAGACCCUCAUAGAUGGCUUGGUGAACAUUGAGAAGCUGCAUUCAGUGGCCGAGAAAGUGAGGACAAUCCGUAAAUACCGGAGCCGGCCCCUCUGCCUGGACAUGGAGGCCUCCCCUCACCACCUGCAGACAAAGGCCUAUGUGCGCCAGUUCCAGGUCAUCGACAACCAGAACCUCCUCUUCGAGCUCUCCUACAAGCUGGAGGCUAAUAGUCAGUGAAAAUGGAGGGGCUGGGCUGCCCCCACCAGAGUCCUUGGCACCUGGCACUCAAGCACUUUGCACAAUGUCCCAACAAAUGCACAUGGAAUAUAUUUCCCCUGGAGCAACUUCCUGCCCCAUGGGGAAGAGUCAGAUGGACUUACCUGGAUU